AAUGGUGAAUAACACUGAAGACCCUCAAGAGGCUUUGUAACGUCCCAUCCUCAUGUAAAGUAUGCUUAGAACUUUUCCAGUAGUCUGUGGAAGUAUGUUGGAGUUCAGUAUUAAAAUCACCACUUGAAAUUGUAAAGAUCUGGUUCACAGCAGGAGAGAAGUCUGAAGCCUGCUGGAAACCAUGUCUCACUACACAGACGAGCCAAGAUUCACCAUAGAGCAGAUCGACCUCCUGCAGCGCCUGAGACGCACGGGAAUGACCAGGCAUGAGAUCCUGCACGCCCUGGAAACCUUGGACCGUCUGGACCAAGAGCACAGCGACAAAUUUGGGAGAAGAUCCGGCUACGGGGGCGGCUCCUACGGCAACAGCACCAACAACGUGCCGGCGUCGUCCUCGACGGCCACGGCUUCCACGCAGACGCAGCACUCGGGGAUGUCGCCGUCCCCGAGCAACAGUUACGACACCUCCCCACAGCCUUGCACUACGAAUCAGAACGGGAGGGAGAGUAACGAGAGGUUGUCUGCCUUCAACGGGAAGAUGUCGCCCACCCGCUACCCGCUGGCCAACAGCCUGGCCCAGAGGUCCUACAGCUUCGAGGCUUCCGAGGAGGACUUGGACAUCGACGACAAAGUGGAGGAGCUGAUGAGGAGGGACAGCAGUGUGAUAAAGGAGGAAAUCAAAGCCUUCCUCGCCAACCGGAGAAUUUCCCAAGCAGUUGUUGCACAGGUAACAGGUAUCAGUCAGAGCCGGAUCUCCCAUUGGCUGUUGCAGCAGGGGUCGGACCUGAGUGAACAGAAGAAAAGGGCAUUUUACAGAUGGUACCAGCUUGAGAAGACAAAUCCUGGGGCUACACUAAGCAUGAGACCCGCUCCCAUCCCAAUAGAAGAGCCAGAAUGGAGACAGACGCCUCCCCCAGUCACAGCUACCUCUGGGACCUUCAGACUACGGCGAGGCAGUCGGUUCACGUGGAGAAAGGAGUGCCUGGCUGUUAUGGAGAGUUACUUCAAUGAGAAUCAAUAUCCCGACGAGGCAAAGAGAGAAGAAAUUGCCAACGCCUGUAAUGCAGUUAUACAAAAACCAGGAAAAAAGUUGUCGGAUUUGGAGCGAGUUACCUCCCUCAAAGUGUACAACUGGUUUGCCAACAGGAGGAAGGAGAUCAAGAGAAGAGCCAAUAUUGAAGCAGCAAUCCUGGAGAGCCAUGGAAUAGAUGUACAGAGUCCAGGAGGUCACUCCAACAGCGACGACGUGGACGGCAACGACUACUCGGAGCAGGACACUUGGCAAGUACGCAACGGGGAGGAGGAGGGACGGUGUUCCGAGGGAGGCAGAGAAGCAGAGAAGGUAGAAGAAGACAGGAGGAUCUGCUCCAAACAAGAUGACAGCACUAGCCAUAGUGACCACCAAGACCCCAUUUCCUUAGCAGUGGAGAUGGCAGCAGUCAACCACACCAUCCUGGCGCUGGCCCGGCAAGGAGCCAACGAGAUCAAGACAGAGGCUCUGGACGACGACUGAUGCCAAGAGAGGGGAGGGUCAAAGCAAGAAGUAACUUAGUUUUAGACGUAGCACCUUAGCAGACUUUCCUCAGUCCUUAAUAUGUGUUCUUACAGUAUAACUUUGCAGUUUCUUGUACGUCAGUUAGCUGUUAGGGUCUUGUUCUGUGAAGAUGGCAUGGUGCCCUCAGCCUUUGCAUAUACUCUCUCAGUAUUAAUUCCCAAUAAAUAAUCAAUCAACCAACCAACCUCCCUCUCCCGGCCCCCAGUGGCUAGAAAGGUAAAAUUAAAAAAAAAAAAACAAAAAAAAGAAAAAAAAAAGAGAAAAAAAAAAUCUUGCUGCUCUGUCUUAGCAUUCAAAGUGCUUCCAGGUAUUUUAGACAGCCCUCAAUUACAAGUCUUUAGGCUACACUUAAAAUCUUGGAUAACCUUAGAGAUGGUGUUGAAGCCGAUAGUCCGUACGCUUUCCCUGCCCUGAGACUGAAAGGAUGCAAGCUGAGGUAGUGGCACAGGGUCGAUGGACACCAGACUGGGAGUAUCAACAGAGAGUAAAAAGAACACUUAGAAACCCCACUCCAGCAUGGGAAUAAAUGAUUUCCAGCUGCAAUAA
Zonotrichia albicollis (white-throated sparrow) is the source of this 2101-nucleotide messenger RNA. The record is from RefSeq and is a predicted model, not a curated record. NCBI's taxonomy places the organism in Eukaryota, Metazoa, Chordata, Aves, Passeriformes, Passerellidae.